This is a messenger RNA of Mizuhopecten yessoensis (Yesso scallop), 1836 nucleotides long. RefSeq names its product nuclear pore complex protein NUP62-like. The record is from RefSeq and is a predicted model, not a curated record. NCBI's taxonomy places the organism in Eukaryota, Metazoa, Mollusca, Bivalvia, Pectinida, Pectinidae. Bases 1 to 1836 code for a protein of 611 amino acids. The transcript is spliced from 2 exons.
AUGGGUGCCCUAAGGUGUAUAUGGCCACCAUUAGCUAGGAUCAUCACAUUACAACACUGCCAUACUGACCUGGCACUAUGUGGGAGGGUGUUAGUGGGAAAGUUGUUCCACUCCCCAACCAAUGCAUGUGCUAGCUUCAGCAAGUUGCUCCACUCCUCAACCAAUGCAUGUGCUAGCUUUAGCAAGUUGUUCCACUCCCCAACCAAUGCAUCUGCUAGCUUCAGCAAGUUGUUCCACUCCCCAACCCAUGCAUGUGCUAGCUUCAGCAAGUUGUUCCACGCCCCAACCAAUGCAUGUGCUAGCUUCAGCAAGCUGUUCCACUCCCCAACCAAUGCAUGUGCUAGCUUCAACAAGUUGUUCCACUCCCCAACCAAUGCAUGUGGUAGCUUCAGCAAGUUGUUCCACUCCCCAACCCAUGCAUGUGCUAGCUUCAGCAAGUUGUUCCACGCCCCAACCAAUGCAUGUGCUAGCUUCAGCAAGAUGUUCCACUCCCCAACCAAUGCAUGUGCUAGCCUCAGCAAGUUGUUCCACUCCCCAACCAAUGCCUGUGCUAGCUUCAGCAAGUUGUCCCACUCCCCAACCAAUGCAUGUGCUAGCUUCAGCCAGUUGUUCCACUCCUCAACCAAUGCAUGUGCUACCUUCAGCAAGUUGUUCCACUCCUCAACCAAUGCAUUUGCUAGCUUCAGCAAGUUGUUCCCCUCCCCAACCAAUGCAUGUGCUAGCUUCAGCAAGGUGUUCCACUCCUCAACCAAUGCAUUUGCUAACUUCAGCAAGGUGUUCCACUCCCCAACCAAUGCAUGUGCUAGCCUCAGCAAGUUGUUCCACUCCCCAACCAAUGCCUGUGCUAGCUUCAGCAAGUUGUUCCACUCCCCAAUCAAUGCAUGUGCUAGCUUCAGCAAGUUGUUCGACUCCCCAACCAAUGCAUGUGCUAGCUUCAGCCAGUUGUUCCACUCCUCAACCAAUGCAUGUGCGAGCUUCAGCAAGUUGUUCCACUCCCCAACCAAUGCAUCUGCUAGCUUCAGCAAGUUGUUCCACUCCCCAAUCAAUGCAUGUGCUAGCUUCAGCAAGUUGUUCGACUCCCCAACCAAUGCAUGUGCUAGCUUCAGCAAGAUGUUCCACUCCCCAACCAAUGCAUGUGCUAGCCUCAGCAAGUUGUUCCACUCCCCAACCAAUGCAUGUGGUAGCUUCAGCAAGUUGUUCCACUCCCCAACCAGUGCAUGUGCUAGCUUCAGCAAGUUGUUCCACGCCCCAACCAAUGCAUGUGCUAGCUUCAGCAAGUUGCUCCACUCCUCAACCAAUGCAUGUGCUAGCUUUAGCAAGUUGUUCCACUCCCCAACCAAUGCAUGUUCUAGCUUCAGCAAGUUGUUCCACUCCCCAACCAGUGCAUGUGCUAGCUUCAGCAAGUUGUUCCACGCCCCAACCAAUGCAUGUGCUAGCUUCAGCAAGCUGUUCCACUCCUCAACCAAUGCAUGUGCUAGCCUCAGCAAGUUGUUCCACUCCCCAACCAAUGCCUGUGCUAGCUUCAGCAAGUUGUCCCACUCCCCAACCAAUGCAUGUGCUAGCUUCAACAAGUUGUUCCACUCCCCAACCAAUGCAUGUGGUAGCUUCAGCAAGUUGUUCCACUCCCCAACCCAUGCAUGUGCUAGCUUCAGCAAGUUGUUCCACGCCCCAACCAAUGCAUGUGCUAGCUUCAGCAAGUUGUACCACUCCCCAACCAAUGCAUGUGCUAGCUUCAGCCAGUUGUUCCACUCCUCAACCAAUGCAUGUGCUAGCUUCAGCAAGUUGUUCCACUCUUCAACCAAUGCAUGUGCUAGCUUCAGCAAGUUGGGAGACUAG